Cuculus canorus (common cuckoo) is the source of this 1637-nucleotide messenger RNA. It is a transcript of the gene ASCL2, whose product is annotated as achaete-scute family bHLH transcription factor 2. The record is from RefSeq and is a predicted model, not a curated record. The transcript has a single exon. Gene Ontology annotation, molecular function: RNA polymerase II transcription regulatory region sequence-specific DNA binding; protein dimerization activity; DNA-binding transcription factor activity, RNA polymerase II-specific. Gene Ontology annotation, biological process: regulation of transcription by RNA polymerase II; developmental process. Bases 231 to 722 code for a protein of 163 amino acids. Lineage: Eukaryota; Metazoa; Chordata; Aves; Cuculiformes; Cuculidae.
CGGGCGGCGGGGGCUCGCGGCGCGUUGAUAAGGGCCGCCCGUCGGCGGCGGCUGCCGUAGAGGCGCGGAGCGGCGGCGGGAAAGGAGGGGAGGGGGAAUAAACACCGGCAUCCCCCUUCCCCCCCCCGCCGCGCGCUGCCUCCUUUUUCUCCCCCGUACGUCGAGGGUCUUCAUUUCUUAUUCCAACUGGGUUUGGGGUUUUUUUAUAUUUCAAGUUUUUCCGCCCGGCGAUGAACGCGGGGGCCGCGCCGCCGCCCCCCGCCGCCCCCCGCGGCCGCCGUCGUCCCGCCUCCCCCGAGCUGCUGCGCUGCAAGCGCCGCCUGUCCCUGUCGGCCCUGGCGGGCAGCGGGGCGGCGGCCGCCGUGGCGCGCCGCAACGAGCGGGAGCGCAACCGCGUGCGGCUGGUGAACCUGGGCUUCGCCGCGCUCCGGCAGCACGUCCCGCACGGCGCCGCCAGCAAGAAGAUGAGCAAAGUGGAGACGUUGCGCUCCGCCGUCGAGUACAUCCGCGCCCUGCAGCGGCUGCUGGACGAGCACGACGCGGCCGCCGCCUUCCCCGACGGCUGCGGGGAGGGAGGCGGCGGCUACUGCUCCGCUUCGCCCUCCUUGGGCUCCUCGGCGCCCGGCUCGCCUUGCUCCUCCGAGGAGAGCGGCUACGACGCGGCGCUCAGCCCCGAGGAGCGGGAGCUGCUGGACUUCACGAGCUGGCUCGGGACCUACUGACCCGGCGGGAGGUGAGGGGCGGCCGGAGGGGACGGGACCGGGUGCCGCCUCCCCCUUCCCCCGGGGCGGCUCUUGGCGCGUCUCCCCGCAGCCCGCGGUGCCUCGGCUCCCUCGUUCGUUCUCCGCAGCCCGCGGUGCCUCGGCUCCCUCGUUCGUUCUCCGCAGCCCGCGGUGCCUCGGCUCCUUCAUCGCCGGCAGACGCUCCCCCCGGCUGCACUUCGCCGGGUACGCCCGUCGGAUUUGGGCUGUGGAAAGUGCGAGGGUGUAAAUGACUGUCGGGGCUCCCCUACCCGCUCCGGAGAAGCUUAUCCACCUGCAACCGCCGACGAAGAGGAGGCCCGAGCGACCCAGCUUCCCCACCGCUGCCUCCUGGUGUUGCUUUGGAGGGGUGGGGGGGAAAAAAAGGGAAAUUAAAACCACUUGAUGCUUCCUUGUUUCUGGAGAGCGGGGGUUUUUUAUCGUGUCAGAAUCUAUUUUAUAUGUAACUUGAACUGCCUGUGGGAACACUGGUGUAUGAAGACUUAUUUUUGUAUGAGAAACCUUAGAGAAAAGGGGUGAGGAGAUGGGUCUAUUUUUAGCAAGUCCUAUUCCCUUGUUCUUGAACACUGCCGGCUAGAAUGUUUUGGGAACGUACACAGUUUAGAUUAAAAAGUGGGUUGUUUUUGUCUCUCUGAACACUUUAGUAAAAGACUGUACAUCUAUGUUGUGUCUUAACGUGGUGUCCAAGUUUGCCUGGUGUGAAGGUCCACUUCUCUGAAAACUGAAGUUUUUUUUUUUUAAAAAAAAAAAGGAAAAAAAGAGGUAUUGAAGGCAUUUUUGUAUGCACUUGCUAGGAUUUCUUAAGUUGUACAUAUGCAGUUUUUAAGAGUAUCAUAUUUUAUGUAAAUUUACUUUAUAAAUAAAAAUCUAUUUAUA